This is a messenger RNA of Cynocephalus volans (Philippine flying lemur), 1017 nucleotides long. It is a transcript of the gene SLC16A4, whose product is annotated as solute carrier family 16 member 4. The coding region runs from base 1 to 1017 and encodes 338 amino acids. The transcript is spliced from 7 exons. NCBI's taxonomy places the organism in Eukaryota, Metazoa, Chordata, Mammalia, Dermoptera, Cynocephalidae. The record is from RefSeq and is a predicted model, not a curated record. Gene Ontology annotation, cellular component: plasma membrane. Gene Ontology annotation, biological process: monocarboxylic acid transport; transmembrane transport. Gene Ontology annotation, molecular function: monocarboxylic acid transmembrane transporter activity.
AUGCUGAAGAAGGAGGGGAAGGCCCAAUCUUACACUGAAACUCUGGAUGGAGGAUGGGGAUGGAUGAUUGUGCUUCAUUUUUUCCUGGUAAAUGUGUUUGUGAUGGGAAUGAUCAAGACUUUUGCAAUUUUCUUUGUGGUCUUUAAAGAAGAGUUUGAAGGCACCUCAGAACAAACUGGUUGGAUUGGAUCUAUCAUGUCAUCGCUUCGUUUUUCUGCAGGUCCCCUGGCUGCCAUUAUUUGUGACAUACUUGGAGAAAAAACUACCUCCAUUCUUGGGACUCUCCUUGUUACUGGUGGAUAUAUGAUCAGCAGCUGGGCUACAAGUAUCCCCUUUCUUUGUGUGACUAUGGGACUUUUACCUGGUGUGGGUUCUGCUUUCUUGUACCAAGUAGCUGCUGUGGUAACUACCAAAUACUUCAAAAGACGAUUAGCUCUUUCUAUAGCUAUUGCCCGUUCUGGAAUGGGACUGACGUUUCUGUUGGCACCUUUUACAAAAUUCCUGAUAGACCUAUACGACUGGACAGGUAUCAUUGAGGCAGUCAGUCAGAUUAUUUCUGGAUGGGUUGCUGAUAGAAACUGGAUCAAGAAGUAUCAUUACUACAAGUCUUACCUCAUUCUCUGUGGCAUCACUAACCUGCUUGCUCCAUUAGCCACCACAUUUCCACUACUUAUGACCUACACCAUCUUCUUUUCCAUUUUCGCUGGUGGUUACCUGGCACUGAUAAUUCCUGUAGUGGUUGACCUUUCUAAGAAUUCUGGAGUACACAGGUUUUUGGGCUUUGCUGGUUUCUUCGCUGGAAUGGCUGUCCUUUCUGGACCACCUGUAGCAGGCUUGUUAUAUGAUUAUACCCAGACAUAUACCGGCUCUUUCUACUUCUCUGGCACAUGCUAUCUCCUCUCCUCAGUUUCCUUUUUCUUUGUACCACUGGCUGAGAGAUGGAAAAACAAACAGUUCAAACAGAAAGAAAGAGGACUACAAUCAAGUGAGAACUUUAAAAAAGAAAACCUAAACUAA